Molecule: messenger RNA, 3536 nt
Organism: Scleropages formosus (Asian bonytongue)
Lineage: Eukaryota; Metazoa; Chordata; Actinopteri; Osteoglossiformes; Osteoglossidae
Gene: cep128
Product: centrosomal protein 128
Exons: 24
Coding region: 127-3222 (1031 amino acids)
Cellular component (GO): centriole; spindle pole
Source: RefSeq, a predicted model, not a curated record
UUAAGUUGCCACAACAGGGAAAAGGAAGUCCCAUCAUAGUUACAGUAAUAACGGAUUACUCUGUUUUUGUCCCUACAAGUCAGUGGACGCGGCAUUUGUGGCCCCGAUGCGAGGAGCGCGGAGAGCAUGGCGGAGUCCUCGAGCGAAGCGGACACUUUCCCGGACACUUCGCGUUCGCGGCGCUGCUCGAGCGCGCGACCACCUCCUCCUCGUGUCAGGCAGCAGCGGCGACUGCCGCGAGCCUCUGAGCACCUGGACCUGGACGGAGACCUGGGCGGGAACAUCGGCGAAAGAAUGGAAACGCUGACGAGCACCUUACAGGAUACAAGCCGGAAUCUCCACAGUGUGGACAGGAUGUUGGCUCAGUACAGAGAACACACAGAGGGCCAGGCCGAAGACAUGGCAGCACUGAGGGAUGACCUGGAGAAAUCUAUUGAGCAGCUACAAAGUCAGCGCCUUAGGAGGGGCUCAGCAGCACACAGCCCUUUCACGUCCACACCUCACACAAACGAACUGGGAGAUGGCCUUCGCUACCUUCCCACCUCCCCUCUCCAUGACUACAAUGGCUCAGAGACGAAAAUUCAAAGACGGUCUCAGUCUGCCUCCGUGAGAUUCAGAGACCCUGGCGAGAAGGGGCUUCACAACCUGCACCAGUCUCUGCGGGACCUCCGUAGUGAUCAGCUGCGAUUAGGGAACGAAGUGGACAGGGAAAUCUCCAGACGGAACAGGGCUGAGCUGGAAACAAGAAGGACUUUGGAAAAUUUUUCCGAGCACAUGCGAGCCUCACAGAGGGAGUCGGUGUCUUCACAAGUGGAGAGGCGCCUUCAGGAGGUGGAGAAGCAGAUGCGCUCAUACCGACAAGCACUGGAGAGAUGCCCCGAUCCAAGGGCCAAUGUGUCAGCCGAGCUGCAGGAGGUCCUGAGAACGAGGGAACCCCGUGUGAGUGAAGCAGAGGAGGCCAUGAAGAACAGACUGCUGCAAUCUGAGCGUGACAAAAACAAGAUGGAGUUGGAGCUGGAGAAAGCAAGAAGACAGCUUGACCAGUCUGAAGGUGGCAGGGAUGCUCUGCUUCAACAGGUGGAAAACCUGCGUCUCCAGUUGGUGAGGACAGAGAAGGAGCGGGCAGACAUGCAGCAGCAGAUCUCCCAUCUCCUGUCACAGCAGAGGAGCCACUCUGAUCAGCUCAACUGGCCAAGAGGCCUGGGCUCUGUGGAGCGGGGGGCGCAGACCUUGCAGGUGCAGCGGGGACCCCCAGGCGAAGUGGAGGAGCUACGAAGGGCUGUGGAGUGCAAGGAGAGGGAGAGGGCUCAGCUGAGUGCCCGUGUGGAGGUGCUGUCAUCUGAGCUGGAACGACAUGAGCAGCAGCAGCUGCAAAUGCUGGCUCAGCUGAAGGAGCUGCAGACGCGGUUCGAGGAGGAGAGAACGCAAGCAGGCCAAAACCUGGCGCAGGCGGAACGGAGUCGAGAAGAGGGCGAUCAGAGGAGGGAGAAGCUCCGGGCCCGUGCCCAGGAGGCCUUGCGUCAGUGGAAGAGCCGGUGCAAAGCUUUGGAGCGGGACCUGGAGGAGAAGGACAGGGAGCUCCAGCGGAGUGCUGAUGAUGCGCAGCAGGCGAGCAAGGACAAGGAGAGCCUACAGGCACAGUUGCGAGUCCUUGGCCAACAGGCAGAGGGGCUACGGAGAGAGCUUGAGGAGGCCCUAGGCAGGCUGGCCCAGCGUGAGGAGGAGCUUCGGCGACGUGACGAGGAGCUUGGUGAGAGCCAGGCCCGCCGCAAGACCCUGGAGCAGGAGGUACGGGAAGUGUCCCGUGCCCUGCAGGUGGAAUCGGAGCGCCGGCGCCUUCUAGAGACCCAGCUACGGGAGGAGAACCGGAACUUGGAGGCUCGGGCAGAUGCCUUGGUCCAUUGCCAUGAAGAAGAUCAGGUCGCGUUGCUGGAACUCCAAGGCACUGUGAAAGAGCUGAGUACAGCACGGGCAGGCCUGGCCACACGUCUAGCAGAGGAGGAGCGAGCAGGGCGUCAGCGGUUAGAGGAGGCACAGCGUGAGUGUAUAUCCCUGGGCCAGCAGCUGCAGUUGGCGAGGGAGCUACAUGAGAAGGAGCUGAGCAGCAUGCGAGCAGGACUGCAGGAAAGCAAGGCCAGGCAUGAGGAAAAUACGCAGCUUUAUCAGCAGGAGAAGGAGGAGCUGGAAGCUCAGCUUGAAGACCUGAAGACAGAAGCAGCAGCGGACAGGGAACUGGCAUGUGCCCACCAGCGGCAGUUGGAAAGGAUGAAGGCAGAAUGUGAAAGGCUGGCAGAGGAGCAGGCGCGCUCUGAGGAGAGCCACGCGCACCUCCGUCGGAAGUACCAAUUACUGAAACAGGAAGUGGAGGAGAAAGCAAAAGUAGUUGCCCGUGGUGACGGCUACCUUCGCGCUAUGGACGACGUUGUCACGGAGCUACGGGAGCAGGUCGGCCGCCUGGAGGCAGAGCGACAGUCCGUCCUGGGCAGCGCGGGAGCAGAAAUCAACACUCUGUGUCGCUUGCUCUCUGGUGACUCGAACGACAAGUUCAAAGUGGUUGCCCUAACUCCUGGGAUUCACAAGGACCCCAACCGCUGGCUCGCUGAGAUUAAGACCAAGCUGCAGUGGCUCUGCGAGGAGGUGAAGGAGCGUGGGAACAGGGAGGAAAAACUGCGGCAGCACCUGCAGCAAGGGCGGGAACAGCUGAAGGUUCUGAGAAAGAGCAAGGAUGGCGAGCAGAAACUGCUCCUUGAGCGCCUCGCACAGCAGGAACAGCUACUAGAGGACAUCCACGGGGAGAAGAGAGAGCUGCUGGAGAGGAUGCGCAGAAAAGAUGAGGACAUGCAAAGCCUCCAGGACCGAAUAUUGGAUCUGGAAACUCGGACUAAAGUUGCACUAGAGCAUCUGGAGUCUGUUCCGGAGAAGCUGAGCUUACUUGAGAACUUCAAGGAUCUUGAGGAGUGCCAGCGCCAGAGGGAGAUGGUGGAGCAACGCUACGCCAAGUACAGGGAGAUCGUUGGGGUCCUGCAACAUGAGCUCGAAGAGUCCAAAAGACGGAUCCAGGAAUACAGGAACGACAAGUUGGACGCUACAUCACGCAGCCUUCGAUUGGCCACCCUGUCGUCCUCCAUCCGGGACCAGGGCAGCUUCCUGUCCAGCACCCUACUCACCAGCAUGGGUUCCACACAAAUGUCUCUCCUCUCCAGAUUUUCCCAGCGUGCUUGAAGAUGGCCAGUCCCCUUUGGGCAAAGCAAAAUGUUGCACAGAGAAUGGGAGCACUUAGUUCUUCAUCUUACCAAACAGUUACAUACUCUGGUAUCUAUCAUUUCGGACCUCUUCCUCGCUUGGUUCAUGUGUAACUGGCUCCACAGCAAUAAAAUGCAGCUACCUCAAAGACAGAUGUCCCACAGGAAUUUUUGCAUGGAAGGGUGUAAAAUAAAGUAAUCCAUCCAGUGGAAACUUUUUAUUCCAACAUCUUUUCCUGACCAAACUGCUGCAGUAACAGUUAAUCAUAUUUCUGCCUAUGCAGUUAUUCAGUC